GGUCCAGGCCUGAGGCUUCAGUGAGGGGAGCAACAGGCUGGCUGGUGACAAGGGGCAAAGACCUUAGACAGAGAGAGGGGGAAAAUAUUCAAAAUACCAACAACGACAACAUGAAACAGUGAAGGAGAGCAGCUGAGGACAGACAGGAAGUGAACGUGAGAUAAAGGGAGUCGUAGGAAGAUUAAGAAAAGAGAGAGAGGCUGAGAUUUAAGCUGUGCUGCUGCAGGUGGAGGUCUGUCACCUUUGAACCGCUGGAAGAGGCACGCUGAGGCUGAGAAUUAAGACUCUGACAGAGACCAAGAGGACAGUCAUGUUUUCAGCCAGACCAGAGACCCAGCCGUAAAAGACAAGAGGCGGUCGCCCCCCUCUGACAGGUCCCCCUCCGGCCCACAACGCAACCCUCACCACAGCGGCUCCACAGACGAACAGGAGAGCCCUGAGAGAGUGGUGCAGAAGGAGAAGCUCCAUGCAGAGCUGAAGCAGGUGUUGAGUCAGAAGAGAAGUCAUCUGAGAGAGUCAACCUGCCAACUCGCCCAACCAGAGAUGGACUCGGAGCCCACAGACGAACAGACGAGUGGGGAGGAAGCCUCUAAGACGGUGGAAAUCGUGGUGGAGACGGAGGCGGAGGCUGGAGCCAGCGGCUACAGUGUGACUGGUGGAGGACAGCGAGGGAUCUUUGUUAAAGAUGUACUCAAAGACUCACCAGCUGCUAAACAUCUCAGUCUACAGGAAGGUGAUCAACUGCUGAGUGCCAAGGUCUACUUCGACAAUGUGAAGUAUGAAGACGCUCUGAAGAUCCUUCAGUGUGCGGAGCCAUAUAAGGUCAGCUUCCUGCUGAAGAGGACCAUCCCUGGAGCAGAGGUCAGCGUGCGGCCUCGAGUUCCCAGUGUGGAGGUCAAAGGUCCCAAAGCCAAGAUGGCCAAAAUGAGUGUGAAGGGCACCAAGACAUUCAAGGUCAAGAAGAAGAGAGGAGGUCGUUUUGGUCUAAAGCGGCUUAAAGAGAAGCGCAGAGAAGAGCUGGUGAUAGAGGGAACACCCCCCAGGCUAGAGAUGAGUGACGUAGACGUGGAGUUUUCUCUCCCCAAAUUCAAACAGAGGAGGAGCACGAAGGUCGACGCAGGAGGAGCCGGAGGAGCAGCAGCCGAGGGGAAGGCAAAGAGGAGGAUCAGGUUUCCCCACAUGAAAACAAAGGGCGGAGCAGAGACAGGGGGAAAAGUGGAAACAGGACGACUCGAGGGACAGGUGAAUAUCUCUCCACCUGAGAUACCUGGAGCUAAAGUGAAAACCAAAGGAAAAGGACACAAGUUUGGAAUCACCUUUCCUAAGAGCAAACACACAAAGUCAGGCGCAGCUUUGGAAGGUGGAUCCGUGGAGCUAAAGCCCCCGGGUGUGAACAUCCAGCCACCAUCAGCGGAGUUCAGUUUGUCUGAUAAAGAUAUGGAUGUGGAAAAGGGAGGGGUUAAGAUUAAUGCGCCUGAUGUGGAGUUUGCACUCCCUUCAGUAAAAGCUGAGGCCUCUUUGCCUGCUGUAAAGGGAAAAACAGAAAUCAAAGCUCCUAAAAUUGACAUCAAAGGAGGAGUUGGUGCAGAUGCAGCUGUGGGAAAAGUUGAUGUAGACAUGGGCAAAGGAGAUGCAAAGCUAAGAAUGCCAAAGUUGAAACUGCCCAAAGUUAGACUCUCACGUCAUUCGGAUGAGAUAGAUGGUGACAUCAACGUAAAAGCCAAAGGGAUGAAAGUGCCUCACACUGACAUAGUACCUCCAAAAGUAAGAAUCAAAGGAGGUGGUGAGAUUAAUCUCCCCGAAGCAAAGAUCGAAGGUGAUCUCUCAGCCAAAGCUGCAUCGAUUGAAAUGCCUUCUGUUGAUAUUUCUUUACCAAAAGUGAAAGGGAAGUCUGACAUCGACAUCUCACUCCCAGAGUACGAAGGAGCUGGGAAGGCAUCUAUCAAAAUGCCUGCCAUUGAUAUCUCUGUGCCUCAUAUUGAUUUGGAAUUGGACACCAGACGUAGAAUUCCUGAUGAGGUGGAGGGUACUUUUAAAGGGCCCAAAAUCUCCAUGCCAAAGGUUGAUAUGUCGUUACCAAAGAUGGAAUCAUCCAAUGUAGAUAUUGAAGGUCCAGAAGGUGGAGGGAAAUUCAGCCUACCCUCUGUGGACAUCUCUCUCCCAAAGGUGAAACCUGUGGGUGAAGAUGUGGAUAUGGACUAUUAUGUUGGUGGAGAAGGGAAGUUCAAAAUGCCUAAUUUUGACAUAUCUUUCCCAAAAAUUAAGUCACCAGAAGGAGAAGUAAAUCUAACAGGACAAGAGGUGGAAGGGGGCUUCAAGUUACCCAAAGUAGACUUGACCCUUCCUAAAGGUAAAGCCGGAAUGACUGAUAUUGAAGAAGGUGGAAAAUUUCAGUUACCAUCAUUUGACAUCUCCCUCCCUAAAAUGAAGACAGGUGAGGUGGAAGUCGAUAUCCAAGGCCCUGAAGUGAAAGGUGGUAAAUUUGAAAUGCCUGCACUUGACAUUUCUCUGCCCAAAGGCCAAAUGGAAGGAGACAUUGAUGUAGAAGGGCAUGCUGGGAAGGGAGGAAAAUUCAAAAUGCCUACCUUUGAUGUUUCUCCACCAAAGUUGAAACAACCAGAGGGUCACGGUGGAGCUAACAUCCAGAUGCCCUCUCUUGAUGUAUCACUGCCAAAAGGAAAGAUGGCGGGUGACAUUGAAAUAGAGGGUCCAUCUGCAAAAGGAGGGAAGUUCAAAAUGCCCUCACUUGAUGUCAAACUCCCAAAGAUGGGGGCAUCUGGGGCUGAGGUUGACUUAGAAGGACCUGAGAUUAAAGGAGGGAAAAUUGAAGUGCCAUCGGUAGACAUUUCUCUACCAAAAGGUAAAUCCAAGGGUGAGGUUGAGAUUGAUGGAAAAGGAGGCAGGUUUAAGAUGCCUUCAUAUAAUAUAUCUCUUCCAAAAAUGAGGUCCCCUGAGGGAGAGGUUGUUUUGGAAGGACCUGAAAUCAAAGGUGGAAAGAUCAAGAUACCUACUGUCGAUAUCUCUGUUCCCCAAGGAAACGUAGAGGGAGAUUUGAACAUGCCCUCUGUAGACAUUUCUCUCCCAAAAAUGAAGCUACCUGAAGGAGAUGUGAAGCUAGAAUGUCCUGAACUUUCAAAUGUUGACAUUUCUCUUCCCAAGGCAAAUGUGGAGGGCAACUUGGAGCUCGAGGGCAGUGGUGGUAGCAGAGCCAAGUUCAAGAUGCCAACUUUUGACAUCUCACUCCCAAAGAUAAAAACCAAGGAGGGAAAGGUUGAUAUUGAAGGACCUGAAGUCAAAGGAGGAGCAAAGUUCAACAUGCCAUCACUCGACAUCUCUCUUCCUGCUAUGAAAUCACCAGAGGGGGAGGUAAAGAUCGAAGGUCCUGAAGCCAAAGGAGGAAAGUUCCAGAUGCCUUCAUUAGAUGUGUCAAUACCAAAGAUCAAAUCACAGGGAGGUGACAUCGACAUUGAAGGUCCUGAGUUCAAGGUUAAUACACCAGAGGCAGAUUUAGACCUAAAAGGGAAAAAAAUAAAAGGAGGGAAAAUAAACAUGCCUACAGUUGAUAUCUCUCUUCCAAAAGGAAAAGCAGAGGGUAAAAUAGAUAUUGAAGGACCCACAGGAAAAGGAGGCAAGUUUAAGAUGCCUACAUUUGAUGCAUCGCUACCAAAGAUGAAGAUGCCUGAGGGAAACAUUGGCCUCGAGGGACCCUCAGUAGAUAUCUCUCUUCCAAAGGGGAAAGUAGAGGGUGACAUACAAACUAAAGGUAAAGGAGGACAUUUUCAUAUGCCCUCAAUUGAUGUGUCUCUCCCUAAAAUAAAAUCAAAGCGAGGUGACAUCAACAUCGAGGGACCGGAAAUCAAAGGUGGGGACGUUAAAAUGCCAACUAUUGACAUCUCACCCCCUCAAGGAACAUUAGAAGGCGAUAUUGAAGGUGAAGGAAAAGGAGGCAAAUUCAGCCUGCCGUCUGUAGACGUUGCCCUCCCAGCUGUAAAAUUCCCUGAGGGAGAUGUGAAUUUCCAAGGGCCGAAAGUUAAGGGUGGGAAGUUUGAAAUGCCGAAAAUUGAUCUCUCACUUCCUAAAGGAAAAGGGAGACAGGGAGACAUUGAUAUUGACAUUCACUCUGGAGGAGAUUGGGAUAUUGAAGUACCAUCCUGUGAUAUUAGACUUCCUAAAGGAAAAGUCAAAGGUGACAUAAAUGUUAAAGGUCCAAAGGGGGGGAAAGGUAAAUUCAAAAUGCCAAAAUUUGAUAUUUCACUUCCAAAAGGCAAUGCCAAAGUGGAAGGACCAGAGAUUAAAGGAAAGAUGAAAAUGCCGACUGCUGAUAUUUCACUUCCAAAAGGAAAGAUAGUGGGAGACGUUGACAUUGAAGGACAUGGGGGUAAAGGAGGCAAGUUUCACAUGCCAUCACUUGAUGUUCCAGCUCCUAAAAUAAAAUCUCCUGAGGUAGAUGUCAGCCUCAAGGGUCCAGAUGUUAAAGGGGGACAUUUCAACAUGCCAGCUGUUGACCUUUCAUUACCAUCAGCAAAAGUUAAUUUGCCAGAGGGUGAUGUAAAAUUAACAGGUCCAGACAUCAAGGGCAGGAAGAUUGAGAUGCCGGACAUUGAUAUUUCACUCCCCAAAGGAAAAGCAGGAGGAGAAAUUGAAUUCGAAGGGCAUGGUGGUAAAGGAGGAAAGUUCCAUAUGCCAUCGUUUGAUAUCUCUCUUCCUAAAAUGAAAGCUAAGGGGCCAGAGAUUAACAUAGAAGGUCCUGAACUUAAGGGAGGAAACAUCAACAUGCCAGACAUUGACCUUUCACUUCCCAAAGGAAAAGCUGACACUGACCUCAGUAUUGAGGGUCCUGAGGUAAAAGGAGGGAAAUUCAAAAUGCCCAAAGUUGAUGUUUCACUUCCAAAGAUGAACCUGCCAGAGGGCAAUGUGAAAUUACCAACAGCUGAUAUUUCCCUCCCAAAAGGAAAGGUAAAGGGAGAUGUUGACAUUGAGGGACAUGUGGGUAAAGGAGGAAAGUUUCAUAUUCCUUCGGUUAAUAUCUCUCUUCCUAAAAUCAAAUCAAAGGGAGUUGAUGUUGAUAUUGAAGGACCUGAAGUCAAAGGUGACAUGUCACUCCCUAAAAUUACGUCUCCAGAUGUAGAUUUCAGCCUUGAGGGUCCAGAUGUGAAAGGAGGAAAGUUUAACUUGCCAACUGCUGACAUUUCACUCCCCAAAGGAAAAGCUGAAGGUGACCUUGAUUUUGAAGGCCCUGAGGUAAAGGGGGGUAAAUUUAAAAUGCCAAAAUUUGAUGUCUCAUUGCCAAAAGUUAAUCUCCCAGAGGGCGAUGUCAAAAUAAAAGCCCCAGACUUUAAGGGAGGAAAGAUUGAAAUGCCAGACAUUGAUAUUUCUCUUCCCAAAGGAAAAGCAGGAGGAGAAAGAAAAGUUGAAGGCCCAGAUGUUGAAAUAGAGGGAGGUUCUGGAGGAAAAUUCAAAAUGCCUCACAUGAAAAUGCCGAACAUCGAUAUCUCUCCUCCUAAAGCAAAAGUCGAAGGCACUGAAGUAGAAGUGGAGGGAAAGGGACGAGGAAAAUUCAAAAUGCCUCACAUGAAAAUGCCAGAUUUUGACAUCUCUCUGCCCAAAGGAAAGAUUGAAGGUCCAGAAGUUGAAAUGGAGGGAUACAUGAAAAUGCCUUCAGUUGAUAUUUCAAUGCCAAAAGGACAGGUUGAAGUUCCAGACACUGAAGUAGAGGGAAGUACCGGAGGGAAGUUCAAAAUGCCUCACAUGAAAAUGCCAGAUUUUGACAUCUCUCUCCCCAAAGGAAAGAUUGAAGGUCCAGAUGUGGACCUAAAGGGAAGGUGGAAAUUCAAAAUGCCUCAUAUGAAAAUGCCAAAUAUUGACAUCUCUCUGCCCAAAGGAAAAUCUGGCAAAAUUGAAGGAGCAGAGCUGGAGAUUGAAGGAGAUGAGGGACAGUUCAAGAUGCCUAAUGUGGACAUAUCUAUUCCUAAAGGAAAAACAAAUAUUGACACACCAGAGAUGAAAGUGGAUGCAGAGGGAGGAACCAUCAAGCUGCCACAUAUCAAGAUGCCAAAAGUUGAUAUUUCAAUUCCGAAAGGUAAAAGUAAAGAUGUUGAAGCACCGAAUAUAGAGAUGGGAGUCACUGGAGGAAAAUUCAAAGGUCCAAAUGUUAAACUUCCAAAUGUGGGUAUAUCAGUACCGAAGGAUAAAUCGGGUGAAGUGGAGAUCAAUUUACCAACCUUUGAGACAGGAGGGAAAAUUAAAGGGCCAGAGGGUCAUGGUGAAGCUGAUUUACAUGUUGAGGGAGAGCACAAAGGUCUGAAACUCAAGGUGCCAACAAUAGAUAUCAAGGGUCCAAAAGGAGACCUGGAGCUUGAUAUAGGACUUCAUAGAGGAGAUGGCAAGAAGGACAGGAAAAAAGUUGAACUACCUGACUUGGAUCUCAACACAGCAGGAACUAGCAGUAAAGUAAAGGGGCCUAAAGUCAAAGGAACAAAAUUCAAUAUUGGAAUGCCAAAAAAGAAAGCUGGCAAAAAUGUAACAGCAGAAGCAAAAAUAUGCAAAAACUGUGGCAAUGUGGAGUUAGGUGGUAAAGUCAAACACAAAUGCGAGGUUAAAGAAAGACUUGAGUAUGAAGUUGAAGUUGAAACCCACAAUGGAGAUAAAGAGGAAAAAGGUCGAAUUAACAUCGUAGUGCCAGAGGUUACAUUACCAAGUGUACAAGGCUCAGCCAGCUUAGGAGCUGGAGGUGUGGGUGGCCUCUCAUCAUCUGGAGCAGAAAUCAAAGUCCCCAGGAUUCCAGACAUAGACUUUGACAUUGGUACAUCACAGGAUGAAGAUGAUAACAAAACAGAAAAAGGCAAGAAAAUCAAAAUCCCUAAGUUUGGUGUCCCAUUACCCUCCAUCUCCUCUCCUGAGGGACGAAUUAAUCUCUAUGGGCCAGAAAUUCAGUAUGAGGGCCCUAAAAUGCCCAAAGUAAAGAAAGCUGUUUUUGUCUUGGUAAAUCCUCCUCAAACAGAUGAGCCCGCUGCAUGCACUGGCACAACAUCUGAGGCUGAAACAGAGGACGUUAGAGUGAAGAUGCCCAAAAUCAAAAUGAAGCCAAGCUUUGGGAAAUCCAAAGAUACGUCAGGUGCUGUGAGCACAGAGUGGGAGGGAGACGACAAGUUAAAGGGAGGAAAGAUGAAAAUGCCCCAAGUGUCAUUUUCUGGCAAAUCAGGGUCAUUUGAUGUUAAAGGUUCAAGUUCAAGUCUCAACGGUGAACAAGAUGCAAGUCCUCACAAAGGCUCCAAGGAUGAUAAAGGGACAUUUGGAGGUAAAUUCAAACUUCCAAAGGUUGAGUUCACCUCUCCAUAUGGCAAGAUGGCUGCAGAGGAGGACACAGGGAUGAGUGUGAAACUGGGAAAGGAUUCAUCACCAGGAGAAGUGGGAAGAGACACUAAAGGGCUUAAAGUGAAAUCAGGAAAGAUGGCCGCAGCAGGUUUUAGUGAGGAGCCUUCGGGGGCUGUGGUGUCAUCUCAUGCCAGAACAGAAAUGCUGGACAGGGACAGCUCAGAGUCCCCCUCUGGUUAUAACAUGGAGUUCAGCUCAACAAAGGUCCAGGCUUGGAGCGAGGUUGAGAGCAAAAGUAGAGACUCAGAAGAAAGAGAGUCUGGUCCCUGGUUCAAGGUCCCCAAGUUCAGCCUGAAGCCACACUCCACAGGCUUCCUCCAGAUAACCCCAGAGGGCUCUCCUCAGGCCCAGCGGAAAGGGGCGGUGGGAGGUGAGGUUGACGUCUCGGGGUCUUUCUGCCUCCACACCUCAGGGCUCGACUUCACCACCCAGGAUAUGUCCCAAGAGCACCAGGUCUCCUCCACCGAGGAGGGAACUGUCACCAUGGUGACCAAGACCACCAGAAUAACCCGGCAAAUUGUCUCCACUGAAACGCGAACAGGUGAAUCUUCGACAACCACGUCAACGACUCACCAGGUGUCGGACUUUAACUACUGAGGAUGCUGUAAUGAUAUCUUAAAUGUCUUUUAAUUUUUUUGUUUUUCUUUGGUGAGGUUGCAGUGUUCUUGUAAGCUAAGCCUGCAACAUGGCAAACCUCGAUCGAGUAAAAGUCUUUAUUUUAUAUUCUGAUAGGUGAGGUAUGAAUGUGAUGAAAAACAAUGACGUUUCAUCAAUCAGCAUUAUCGUCAUUAUUACAGCAAACAGAGUAAUAUAUGCUUCCUUUUUUCAUUUUAAAUGUGACUAUUUUUUGUUAUUUUUGAGUUUUGUUAGUUUAGUCCUAAUUAUUUAUCAUAUUUUGUUUGGUUUUAAGGGUUUCACUCUGAAUGUAAACAUGUCGGAUUGUUUAGUUAUUUAUUGUUGUUUGUGUGUUCAAAAUGGGCUGGAAUGAGUCAUUAACUCACAUCAGCAUCAUGGAUUCGACCAUGAUUUUAAGUUCAAAAUCAUUCAUUUUGAACCACUACAGGCCAGAGUAAUAUUUAUGUAAAUACAACUAUAUAAUUGCUUUUUUGAAGCAGUAUCCCUUCUACACGAAAUGUAAUUAUUUUCAUAUUCACAAAAGUCAGGAGUAGAAAUGAUAUUUUUUGACCUGAUAACCUAUUUUGUUUGUCUUGAUAGAAAAGUGUGAGCUUUUUGAGAUUAUAGGAUAUUCUCAUUUUCUGCCAUAGUUUUAUAUUUUAUGCAUUUAUCUGGUGCUGUUACCCAGAGAUAGUCACAGUGAGUGAGCAGGACACUCUGGACUCUUUUUCUGCUGUGGGGAUCAAACCUGUGACCUUCUGCUUACAGGUUGCUCUCAAACAUUUAGGCCACCCUGCUGCUAAUCUAUUUUAUAUGUAUGUUUUUACUGUACACUGCCAGACACCACUGUAUAUUUUGUGAAUGAGGCUUUAGCUUCAAGAUAUUCCUCCUGGCUGAUGCUGAUUUUUUGAAACGUUUCAAAACAUCAACAGUGAGCUGGGAGGCAAUUUGGGGAUUUAGGGGUGCUGUUGGGCGCUUUAAGAAAAUCAGUGAGAGGAUAUUUUAAGGGUAAAACUGUAAACCUUUUCCUUUGACACUUAAAAAAUAGCCCUCUAAAAAUGAUGUUACUAUAAGGCUGCUACAAUGACUGACUGGCUAAGGAGUGGCGAGCCUUUAUCUUGUACAAAAGCCAUCACAACAAAAUAUGUCCUCUUAAGACAGAAGAGAUCAAGAACAAGAGGACCAAGGCACGUUACUAAUCUGACAUUCUUCUGUUUAUUAUAUAAAUAUUUUUGAAGAUAUUAUAGAAUAACGUCAGAUUAAUAAAAGCAUUUUUAUACAGUGCCUUUACCCCUGUCCUCCAUUUAAAGUAUGAAUUGCUUUGAAAUGGAAGGAGAAAGCCUUGUGCUGUCUAUAAGAUAUUUAUUUUAUUGUCUCAACAUUUAAACAUUUAAGUUUCAUUCCCAAAUGCAGUACCCACCAUUUGAAAGAAAAACAGCUACUGUAACAUUUCUGAUAUUAAUUGAAAACUUACUUUUGAAAGCUACUGAUUUUAUACACUACUCAUAGCCAUUUACUUACAAGAUAGCAGUUUCACAGGAUACAACCACGUGAUUUUUCAGAAUAAUGAGCUAUUUUUCAAGUGAAUGUAAAGCAUUUAAGAAUGAACACUUUACUAAGUAUUGAAAAAGUUGACUUUACUUAGUUUGCUUUACUUGGUUGGUAGAUGGAAUGUAAUUGUGUGAUAAAAUGCAUUAAGACAUCCUGAAAUCCACUCCCACAUUUUAUUUCAUUAACAUCUUUAAACACAAUGCCUGUUUUGCAGGUGAGAAAUAGAUAGAUUUUUUAAAGCUGGAACAAGAGUAGUGACAUGUCAAGGUAACACGCACUGAGUAGAUUCUAUGUGUAUAGAGAUUUUUACCUUUCUGGUUUAAUCAAGUCCUCAAAUUUCUUUUAGAUGAUAAGGUUUCAGUGCCAUGUGUUUUUGUCAAAGCUGCAUUGGAGAGGAUGUUGGUUAAGAUGUUAUAUCAAUAAAAUAAUAUUCCCACAAAAAU
This is a messenger RNA of Morone saxatilis (striped sea-bass), 9983 nucleotides long. RefSeq names its product periaxin (gene prx). The record is from RefSeq and is a predicted model, not a curated record. NCBI's taxonomy places the organism in Eukaryota, Metazoa, Chordata, Actinopteri, Moronidae. Gene Ontology annotation, cellular component: cytoplasm; nucleus. Gene Ontology annotation, molecular function: protein binding. Gene Ontology annotation, biological process: regulation of RNA splicing; peripheral nervous system myelin maintenance.